UGUGCUAGGUGGAGCCAUUUGAAUUUUAAUUAAUUUUAAGGAGUCAAAUACAGCAGGCUCUCCCUUAUAAGAAGAGAACUGCAACUCAUGGUUAUAAGAUAAGAACUUAGAAAGAGAUAGAGAUUUUGAGAGAGAACAAGUUAGAGAGAGAGAGAGAGAUGGAGGUAGUUUCUUUGAGAAAAUCUUGUAAAGGAGGUGGAAUCAAGGAAGAGAAGCGAGUUGAAUCGAGCGGCAAUGAAGAAAGUUUCAAGGAAGAGAUUGUUCUCAAGUUUGGAAAUGGAAGGGAUGAUCAUGAGGAUCAUAAUCUGAAGCCAUUGUCGCCUAAUCGAAAUGACAAUCAGAUGUCUGUUAUGCCAACAAUGGAUAGAUCAUCUGCAGAACCCAAUUCAAGAGCAUCUUCAUCGGUCCAAAAAGAUCAGGAUAAUCAGCUUGAAUCUGCCAAAGCCGAGAUGGGCGAAGUGAGAGAAGAAAACAAAAGAUUAAGAAUGAAUUUAAAUCGGAUUAUUAAGGAAUACCAGACCCUUCAGAUGCAAUUCUAUGACAUUGCUCGACAAGAAUCGAAGGAAUUCACAAAUACAGCUCGUGAAGAAACCGAGGAUCCUGAUCAGCUUGUUUCCCUCAGUCUUGGAAGAACUUCAAGAGAUUCAAAAAAGGACAUUGAAAAACCUAGAAAAGGCAAAGAGGAUAUUCAACAAGACGAUAAAGAAGGGUUGGCUCUCGGACUGCACUGUGAUUUUGACAUGUCUAAAACAAGACCGAUUGAGACUCCGGUGAAGCCAAGCCCAGAGAACAGCUUAGAAAUGAAGGAAGAAGAAGCCGGAGAGGGAUGGGCACCAAAUAAAGUUUUGAAGACGACAAGAAGCGAAGAUGAUGAAGUUUCACAGCAAAACCCUGCAAAGAAAGCUAGGGUUUCUGUGAGAGUUCGAUGUGAUACCCCAACGAUGGUGGAUGGAUGCCAAUGGAGAAAGUAUGGACAAAAGAUUGCGAAAGGAAAUCCAUGCCCUCGAGCAUACUAUCGUUGCACUGUUUCACCAUCAUGUCCUGUAAGAAAGCAGGUUCAAAGAUGUGCUGAGGACACAUCCAUCUUGACCACCACCUAUGAAGGAACACACAACCACCCACUUCCUAUUUCCGCCACUGCUAUGGCUUCCACCACCUCCGCCGCCGCUUCCAUGCUCCUUUCUGGCUCAUCCACCUCAUCAGGUGGCACCAUCACCUCUGCCACCGCCGCCGACUUCCGUGGACUCAACUUUUAUCUCUCUGAUCAUUCAAAAUCAAAACAGUUCUACCUACCCAAUUGUUCAAUGUCAUCUUCACCUUCAUACCCAACAAUCACUCUUGACCUCACUACUCCAACCCCAUCCUCUUCCUCUUCCUCUUCCCAUUUCAAUAUAACCUCUUCUUCAAAUUUCCUUUCAACUCCAAGAUAUUCUUCUACAAAUCUCAACUUUAGUUCUUUUGAAUCCAAUCCUAUACCUGUGGGGGUCCUUAACUAUGGGUCUCAAACCUACAACAAGAAUCAAGUUAAUUCAUUGAGCUUUGCUAGACAGCCCCAAGAAAACUUCUAUCAUACUUUCAUGCAAAAAGGUAACCCUAACCCUAACCCUAACCCUCCUCAACAGCCCCUACAAACAGAUGCCAUUGCAGCUGCAACCAAGGCAAUCACAUCCGAUCCAAGUUUCCAAUCUGCUCUAGCUGCCGCUCUCACAUCGAUCAUUGGCUCUGGCGGUAGUGGUGGUGGAGGGAACCCAGGAUAUCAAAUUGAAAGUAACAAAGUUGGUCAGAAUUCAAAGUUUGGUGAGCCCUUCCCACUUGUUUCUAGCUUCCCAUCGGCUACACCAAAUGGAAUCAAAUGCUCUUCAAGCUACUUCAACAGACCACCUUCAUCGGCGAAUUCUCAGCCGGGAAGCUUGAUGUUUCUGCAACCUGCAUUGCCGCCGCUUUCUACCUCUGAGGGCAAAUCUACUUCUCCUAGUAGAGACCAUGUCCUGUGAUUGGUUUUAGAGAUUUUUGUCUAUUCAUUUUGGCUAAAGAUUUUCUGUCCUCAAAUGUUCUUGUCCUCCUAUCUCAAAAUAUUUACAACCAUUAAAUAUAUUUUAAAAUUUUCACA
This is a messenger RNA of Camellia sinensis, 2110 nucleotides long. Its product is annotated as WRKY transcription factor 72A. Gene Ontology annotation, molecular function: DNA-binding transcription factor activity; sequence-specific DNA binding. Lineage: Eukaryota; Viridiplantae; Streptophyta; Magnoliopsida; Ericales; Theaceae. Gene Ontology annotation, biological process: regulation of DNA-templated transcription. The record is from RefSeq and is a predicted model, not a curated record.